This is a messenger RNA of Cyclocybe aegerita, 600 nucleotides long. The record is from the annotation of a GenBank genome assembly. NCBI's taxonomy places the organism in Eukaryota, Fungi, Basidiomycota, Agaricomycetes, Agaricales, Hemipholiotaceae.
AUGAAGAGGAAGCUCGGUCAUGACAUCGACGAUGGGAUACUCAAUGAAGGAGGCAGUGACGAGAGGCGGGCACCAGCAGCUAUUCAGAGGGCUGAACCUUCUCCGGACUGCUUCAAGCGGCUUGAAGAGUCGAAUUCCAUUACGCGUCUGAAUCAAGGUCACUUCGAAAACUUGCGCACAGAUACUCGGUUGCCUCCCAAAAUUCUUGGGGCAAUAUUCAAGCUCCUCCAAGAGGAAAAUGCAACUCAGCCUUUUCGAUCACCAUUCGAACAAACAAAGAACUUGCGCAACGCAAAUGCCUGGAUCGUCGUCUGCCACGUCUGCCAGUACUGGCGAUCGGUUGCUCGCAACAACAAAAUUCUAUGGCGCCGAAUCCCCCUCAUGGAUCGUUUGAGCAACCCAGCAGGUCUUGCCAAGACUUUUUUCGACCUUUCUGAUCCCCUUCUAGUCGAGUUUGAGCAUGAAGUUGGGUGGUUUGAGCAUGACGCUGCCUUCAUGUUCCAAUCAGAAGUUAAAGAAAGGUUCUACAUGGGCACAUUCUACGACACCUUAAUGCAGCACCCAGAUCGAAUUUCGGCUCUUUAUUUGCGAGGGGACUAG